Leptosia nina is the source of this 867-nucleotide messenger RNA. Lineage: Eukaryota; Metazoa; Arthropoda; Insecta; Lepidoptera; Pieridae. The record is from the annotation of a GenBank genome assembly.
AUGAAUACAGAAUAUAAUGUAGCCCGGCGCCAGCUCGCCAAUUCUCCGCUACCAGGAAUUUGUGUUCGGCAUGGACUCCCCCCUCGGUCUUUUCCCCCCGGCAUGGAGCACAAGAUGUACCCUCUGAUGGACGUGGAGCACCGGCCGCCGCCUCUUGACGCUCAACUCUUCACCAACGUCAAGAAGAAAUGUGGGUUGCACUUGUAUCCUACUCAUAGGCGACCGAAGGGACAACACAGCGCGCCCCGCGGCGGUCCUCCCCGCUCGUGGACAAACGCAGAACUCACAGAAGCAUUACAGCACGUGUGGAACAAGAAAAUGACGACGAGUCAAGCGUCGCGAAUAUUUGGCAUCCCAUACAAUUCGCUGCUCAUGUACGUCCGAGGGAAGUAUGGCAAGAGCCUAAAACUGGAGCAGUUAAGGAAAGACUGUAUAGGUGGGCCGCUAGAGGUGUUAAAUUUGAACUCGGGUAACAACAACAACAAUCAUCCAUCGAGCAAACACAGCGUGAAAGAGGAACAGCACCAGAACGCGGGACAGCGGCCGGCCAGCUCAGAGCCAGACAUCUCUUCGAAUCCAAUGUUUAAUCCGUUUCAGCAGGGCUUCUAUCCAGAGUUCCCUCCCGGUUUUCCUAUGCCACUGAAUAUGCUUCACCUGUUACCGCCGAGCGAUAAGGCCAGAGAACUGUAUCAGUCCAUGCCAAUGGCGUUAGAUUCUCUCUCCGGGGUAGCGAAGGAAGAAGAUUGCAAGAGUGACCGGUCGAAGGAGAACUCUGCCGACGAGGAGGGGGACACGUAUCGGGCACCCUCACACCCGUCACACCCCCCGGACAACCGCACUCUCCUACAUCACAACGGACAGGACUAA